Molecule: messenger RNA, 5109 nt
Organism: Salvelinus namaycush (lake trout)
Lineage: Eukaryota; Metazoa; Chordata; Actinopteri; Salmoniformes; Salmonidae
Product: voltage-dependent T-type calcium channel subunit alpha-1I-like
Exons: 30
Biological process (GO): neuronal action potential; calcium ion transmembrane transport; sodium ion transmembrane transport
Cellular component (GO): neuron projection; plasma membrane; voltage-gated calcium channel complex
Molecular function (GO): low voltage-gated calcium channel activity; voltage-gated sodium channel activity
Source: RefSeq, a predicted model, not a curated record
UGGUUCGAGAGGAUCAGUAUCAUGGUGAUUCUGCUCAACUGUGUCACACUGGGGAUGUACCAGCCCUGUGAGAACAUCGACUGCACUUCAGACCGCUGCCAGAUACUACAGGCGUUCGAUGCGUUCAUCUACAUCUUCUUUGCGUUGGAGAUGGUGGUGAAGAUGGUGGCGCUGGGAAUCUUCGGGAGACGCUGUUACCUUGGCGACACCUGGAACAGACUAGACUUCUUCAUCGUCAUGUCUGGGAUGGUGGAGUACUCGUUGGACCUGCAGAACAUCAACCUCUCAGCCAUCAGGACAGUCAGGGUCCUCAGACCCCUCAAAGCCAUCAAUAGAGUACCCAGUAUGCGUAUCCUGGUGAAUCUCCUCCUGGACACUCUGCCCAUGCUGGGAAACGUCCUCCUGCUUUGUUUCUUCGUCUUCUUCAUCUUCGGCAUCAUCGGAGUGCAGCUGUGGGCGGGAUUACUGAGGAACCGAUGCUACCUCGAGGAAAACUUCACCCUUUCGUCAGGUCUGACCCUGCCCGCCCCUUACUACCAGCCGGAGGAGGAUGACGAGCGCCCCUUCAUCUGCUCUCUGGCCCAGGAUAACGGGAUCAUGUCGUGUGGUGACGUCCCGGCCCGGAGGGAGGGGGGAAGGACCUGCUGUCUGGACAGGGAGGAUGCCUACCACCGCCAGUCCCUGGGGCUCAUCCCUGAACCACUAGUCAACAGUUCAGCCAGUGCAGUGGGUCUCUGUAUCAACUGGAACCAGUACUAUACUAGAUGCCAUACUGGACAUAAUAAUCCACACAAGGGGGCGAUCAACUUCGAUAACAUCGUAUACGCCUGGAUUGUUAUCUUCCAGGUGAUCACUCUGGAAGGCUGGGUAGAGAUCAUGUACUAUGUAAUGGAUGCUCACUCCUUCUACAACUUCAUCUACUUCAUCUUCCUCAUCAUCAUUGGCUCGUUCUUCAUGAUCAACUUAUGUCUGGUGGUCAUCGCCACCCAGUUCAGUGAGACCAAGCAGCGGGAGCACCAGCUGAUGCAGGAGCAGCGGGCCCAGUGCCUGUCCUCCUCUACCCUGGCCAGCCUGCAUGAACCGGGGGACUGCUACGAAGAGCUCUUCCAGCUGGUCUGCCACAUGCUGCGCAAGGCCCGCAGGAGAUCUGUAGCCUUCAAGCUGGACCCAGUCCACAGCUCCCAACCCCUGGGCAACUCCAUCGCCCUGGCCGUCCCUCAAAACACAGAGGACUGCCCUCAGUGCGCUACGGCACUGUCACUCAGGGAGGGGGCGGGAGCUGUGGGCGACUCGGCCAAUGGGGAGGAGGAGGAGGGGGCCGUGGAGGAGACGGACAGGGAGGAGAACCACUUGGAGGAGAAAGCGGAAGAGGGGGAGGUAGUGAAGAAGAAGAGGAAGAGGAGGUCGUGUUUUGGACACUGUAAGGACAUGUGGGAUGAGAUGAGGAAGAAACUUUGGGGCAUCGUGGAGAGCAAAUACUUCAAUAGAGGAAUCAUGAUCGCUAUUCUCAUCAAUACUAUCAGCAUGGGGAUAGAACACCACAACCAGCCGGAGGAGCUGACUAACGUGUUGGAGAUCAGUAACAUUGUGUUCACCAGUAUGUUCACCCUGGAAAUGAUCCUCAAGCUGACCGCCUUUGGCUUCUUCGCCUACCUGAGGAACCCCUACAACAUCUUCGAUGGCAUCAUCGUCAUCAUCAGUGUGUGUGAGAUCAUAGGUCAGUCUGAUGGAGGUCUGUCUGUCCUGAGGACCUUCAGACUGUUGAGGGUGAUCAAGCUGGUGCGCUUCAUGCCAGCGUUACGCAGACAGCUGGUCGUGCUGAUGAAGACCAUGGACAACGUGGCCACCUUCUGCAUGCUCCUCAUGCUCUUCAUAUUCAUCUUCAGUAUCCUGGGGAUGCAUAUCUUUGGCUGUAAGUUCAGUCUGAAGACAGAGACUGGAGACACUGUUCCUGACAGGAAGAACUUUGACUCUCUACUGUGGGCCAUUGUCACUGUGUUUCAGAUUCUGACUCAGGAAGACUGGAACAUGGUGCUGUAUAAUGGAAUGGCCUCCACCUCUCCCUGUGCUGCUCUCUACUUUGUGGCUCUAAUGACCUUUGGCAACUACGUCCUCUUCAACCUGCUGGUGGCCAUCUUGGUAGAGGGCUUUCAGGCUGAGGGGGAUGCCAACCGGUCGUACUCCGAAGACGACAGGUCCUCGUGUAACUUUGACGAGAACUCUGACAAGCUGAAGGACUCGCUUCAUCUCUCUGACCCUAAGAUCUGCACCCUAACCCCCAACGGUCACCUGGACCUGUCCCCAACGCCCACGGGUCUGUACACGGCCGACAGGCUCACUUUCGCUCUGGGCUCACGCAAAAACAGUGUCAUCUCUCUGGGCAGGGCUAACCUGGAGGGCAGGGCUAACCUGGAGGGCAGGGCUAACCUGGAGGGCAGGAAUCUGUGUCGGGGGAGCAGCUCCCUGUACCACAACUGGGGCCGCCCUGCAUCCCAGACCCAGGCAAUGUGGGGCCGGCGGUCCAGCUGGAACAGCCUGGGUCGCCCCUCCCGAGCCUUGGGUCUGGGAUUGGGGGUAGGAGGAGGGGGUAGCCUGCGUUCCCGCAGCCCCCACGCCACCCACCCGGCCGAGCAGGAGUCCCUCCUCUCCCCCCCUCACCCUCCUCCGCACCUCACCCACCCUCCUCCCCUCCUGGCGCUAAACUUUGUCCCGCGGCGGGACCGCCGGGCGCUGUCCUUGGAGCUGCCGGAGCUCCUCCAGGUCCCGGGAACCCCCCUGGCGUCAAUGCUGCCUUACCCCAGGAAGAAGAGCUUCUCCAGUGGGUUGGUUGGUGGAGGGGCUGGGGGGGAGCACCAGGACUGCAAUGGGAAGGCCCCAUCAGCCCAGCUCCAGCUUCAGCUUCAGCUGCCGCCACAUCCACAUCCCCAUCCACAGCUACUGACAGAGGUGUUCCCUCAGGUCAACACACGCAAGGACAGAGAGGACCUGGACGAUGACAUUGACUAUAGUCUGUGUUUCCGUAUCCAGAAGAUGAUGGAAGUGUACAGGCCAGAGUGGUGUGAGACCAGAGAGGACUGGUCUGUCUUCCUCUUCUCUCCUCAGAACAGGUUCAGGCGGGUAUGCCAGUCCAUCAUAGCCUACAAGAUGUUUGACUAUGUGGUGCUAGCGUUCAUCUUCUCCAACUGCAUCACCGUGGCUCUGGAGAGACCCAAGAUCAUGCAGGGCAGCCUGGAAAGAGUCUUCCUAACCAUCUCCAACUACGUCUUCACAGCCAUCUUUGUAGCAGAGAUGACACUCAAGGUGGUGUCUAUGGGCCUGUAUAUAGGGGAACAGGCAUAUCUGAAAAGCAGCUGGAACGUGUUGGACGGCUUCCUGGUCUUUGUGUCGUUGAUUGACAUUGUGGUGUCAAUGGCGGGCGGGGCUAAGAUUCUGGGGGUACUGAGGGUUCUCCGAUUGCUCCGCACACUGCGCCCCCUCAGGGUGAUCAGUCGAGCCCCAGGUCUGAAGCUGGUAGUGGAGACUCUAAUAACGUCUCUGAAACCUAUAGGAAACAUUGUCCUUAUCUGCUGUGCUUUCUUCAUCAUAUUUGGUAUCCUGGGGGUGCAGCUGUUCAAAGGGAAGUUCUUCUACUGCUUUGGCCCCGACGUCAAGAACAUCACCAACAAGUCUGACUGUCUGCAGGCCAACUACAAAUGGGUCCAUCACAAGUACAACUUUGACAACCUGGGACAGGCUCUGAUGUCCCUGUUUGUGCUGGCUUCAAAGGACGGCUGGGUCAACAUCAUGUACCAUGGCCUGGAUGCUGUAGGGGUGGACCAACAGCCAGUGAUCAACAACAGUCCAUGGAUGCUCCUGUACUUCAUCUCCUUCCUCCUCAUCGUCAGUUUCUUCGUUCUCAACAUGUUUGUGGGCGUGGUAGUGGAGAACUUCCACAAGUGCCGUCAGAACCAGGAAGUGGAAGAGGCUAAAAGGAGAGAGGAUAAACGACGGAGACGCAUGGAGAAGAAGAGGAGGGACGCCCAGAAGAUCCCCUACUAUGCCAGUUACAGCCCCAUCCGCCUGUGGAUCCACACUCUGUGUACCACCUACUACCUGGACCUCUUCAUCACCUUCAUCAUCUGUAUCAACGUCAUCACCAUGUCACUGGAACACUACAGCCAGCCACGAUCUCUAGAUCUAGUGUUGAAGUACUGUAACUAUUUCUUCACAUCCACCUUUGUACUGGAGACCCUCCUGAAGCUCACCGCCUUUGGCUUCCGACGCUUCUUUAAAGACAGGUGGAACCAGCUGGACCUGGCCAUUGUGUUGUUGUCCGUCAUGGGCAUCACUCUGGAGGAGAUCGACCUCAACGCAUCACUGCCCAUCAACCCUACCAUCAUACGCAUCAUGAGAGUACUGAGGAUCGCUAGAGUUCUGAAGCUGCUGAAGAUGGCUAAAGGAAUGAGAGCUCUGCUGGAUACGGUGGUCCAAGCCCUACCACAGGUGGGGAACCUGGGCCUGCUCUUCAUGCUCCUGUUCUUCAUCUAUGCAGCACUGGGGGUUGAGCUGUUUGGAGAACUGGUGUGUAAUGAGGACUACCCAUGUGAGGGGAUGAGCCGCCAUGCUACCUUUGAGAACUUUGGCAUGGCCUUCCUCACUCUGUUCCAGGUCUCCACUGGGGACAACUGGAAUGGGAUCAUGAAGGACACGUUGAGGGAGUGCCCUCCGGACUACGGGCCUGACUACUCCUGCAACCCCAGCCUGCAGUUCAUCUCUCCCAUGUACUUUGUGUCCUUUGUGUUGACGGCCCAGUUCGUCCUGAUCAACGUGGUGGUGGCGGUGUUGAUGAAGCACCUGGACGACUCCAACAAGGAGGCCAAGGAGGAGGCGGAGAUGGACGCUGAGAUUGAGCUGGAGCUGGCCACGGGGGCCCUAUGCUGCAUGGGGCCGGAGGGAGUCUGUGCAGGAGGGAAGAAAGGUGGAGGAGCAGGGGGAGGUGGAGGAGGAGAGGAGAGAGGGAUGGGAGUCCCAGGCAGUUCCUCCGGGGGGAAUAUGCAUCAUCACGUGGCAAUGACGCAUCCAGGAACACUGCAAGAUCCGAACAAUCGUGAUCCCUACUCUCCUGCACAG